Messenger RNA from Copidosoma floridanum, 1379 nucleotides. Its product is annotated as Mitochondrial amidoxime reducing component. Lineage: Eukaryota; Metazoa; Arthropoda; Insecta; Hymenoptera; Encyrtidae. Gene Ontology annotation, molecular function: pyridoxal phosphate binding; molybdenum ion binding; catalytic activity. The record is from RefSeq and is a predicted model, not a curated record.
ACGCGUGUGUACCUAUACUCGUUGCUGGAAAUAGUGUGUAUCUUUGGAGUCGCGGAUAUUUUUGGCUGGACUCCAAAAUUUCGCACAAGCAUCUUCGGGGUGUAUAUUGUACUCUGGUUUUGUAAAUCCCGGAAGAGGUGAUGGUGCCAUUGUGUCGUCGGGGAGUCCGGUUUUGCAAUUAGUUUAGACUACGGCUGAGAUUUUCGGGGCUGCUCUUGUAUAAUCGCUCCUUCGGUCGUCGUUAUGGCAGAUCGGACGAGAUUGGCGUACGUGAGCGCAGCGGUGGUGGGUGCCGGCACGGCGGUGGUCCUCGUCUGGUGGUGGUGGACCAGGCGCCAAAGGUACCGGCCGCCCAACAAGUGGCGCAAAAUCGGCGAGCUGAGCGAUCUCAUAUGCUACCCGGUAAAAAGCCUCGGCCCGGUGAGGCUCCACUCGAUGGAGUGCACCCAGCUGGGCCUCAAGUCCGGCUGGAUGAGGGAUCGCACCCUCAUGGUCAUCGACCUCGACGGGCAGUUCGUCACCGGCCGACAGCUCCCUAAAAUGGUCCAGGUGUCACCGAGCUUUGCCGGUUCGGUGCUGACCCUGAAGGCCCCGGGUAUGAUGAGCGUAUCGGUGGACCUGGCGCGGCUUAGGGGCCGUUUUCGGGCGGCCGUCUGGGGCCAAGCGGUGCCAGCCUGCGACUGCGGCGAGGAAGUGGCGCGCUGGCUCUCCCGGUUCCUCCUCCAGGAGGACACUGGACUCCGGCUCGUCUACUACCCGCUCGAGAAGCCCAGCCGGGAGGUGCGCAAGUGCAACCAGCCCUUCCCCCUCACCGAGAACGCCGACACGGGGGCGUAUCCGGACGCCACGAGCUACACGCUGGAAAACGAGGCGUCGAUCGCCGAUCUGAACUCGCGGCUCGAGGUGCCGGUCGGGCCCUUGAACUUCAGGCCGAACUUUGUCGUCAAGGGGGCUCAGCCUCUCGAGGAGGACGCCUGGGAUUGGCUGAUGAUCGGCGACACCGUGUUCCGCAACGUCAAGCCCUGCACCAGGUGCGUCUUCACGACCGUCGAUCCCGAGACCGGGGUCAAGAGUCCCAACUUCGAGCCCCUCAAAACUUUGAGAAAGUAUCGGCAAGUAGCCGAUCCGGAGUUGCGGCAGUACACCAAAGACAGCCCGGUCAUGGGUGUGCAUUUGGGCUUGCGUUGCUCCAGCGGGACGGUGCGACUGGGUGAUCCUGUCUACGUGGGGGAACCGGAGGAGCCGCCGCUCGUGUCGCCGCCGUAGCACCAUCGCUGGGGCUCCUGCUACGACGAGCCCGAUCUUUUUGUUCCCUGAUGGGAGUCUACCUCUCUCGCCCGAGACGUGAUGGUUAUUGUUUUAGCGCAAGUUUGUGUAGU